CCGCGUUUCUGAACUUUCGACACUAUUAAUUUGCAAUAACCAUUUAAUUCUCGGCAGCUGUUCUAGCCGAAUUCUCAACAAGUCAACAGUUUGUUGCUGCUGCCGAGUCAACCAAACACUAUAACUAUAUUUGAUCAUUUAGUCAGGGGAAUCUCGUGCCGCUAAAUAUAAUUAAAAGUGAAGAAAGAGCAUCGCUGAGCUUUAUUCAAUAAUCGAAGCUAGUCCGGUGAAGAUGCGUUUUUUCGCGCGAUCCGCGACAAUUCUCACGCUUUUCCCAGUGCUAUUGUUGUGCCGGCUAGGUGUGAAUGCCCAACAAGUUGAUCUAGCAGAGAUUGGCGAUGAGUGCGUAGUCCAAAGAACAAACUCCCCUGGCGUUUGUCGACUAGUUUCCGAAUGUGCAUCCGUGAUUGAUGACAUCCGAAACAGAAGAGGGGCCCCAACCAAGUGUGGAUUUUCAAACAAAGUGCAAGUGGUUUGCUGUUCGGAUGGAGUUCAGCUGAAGACGACCUCAACGGGAGCUCCGAUUGCCUCCUCCACCUUGAGCAUCCGAACACGAACAGUCGAAAAGUGUAUCGAGUACGGUGAGGCAGCUUUUUCUAAAGAAUACACCAACUCGUUGGGCGUCGGUGAAUCCAAACUGCAGCGAGUGGAUAGAUGUGGCCACAAAGCGGUCGAGCUGAUUGUCGAUGGCGAGGCAGCAAAGGCAAGAGAAUUCCCUCACAUGGCACUGGUCGGUUAUGGCGGCCUACCCACGGUGCAGUAUCUGUGCGGUGGUUCGCUGGUCUCGGACCGUUUCGUGCUUACCGCUGGCCAUUGUGUCAUUUCAGCCGAAUACGGCCCAGCAACCGUGAUUCGUCUGGGAGAGCUCGCUCUGGACUCCUCAAACGAUGAAGCCUUCCCGGAGGACUUCAAUAUCGCCGAUUUGAUUCCUCAUCCAGACUACAAGCAAUCCUCGCAGUACAAUGACAUCGCACUGAUGAAACUGGACCGCAAGGUCAUCUUCUCACCCUACAUUCGACCGAUUUGUCUUCCGACCGAUGGUGAUCUAGGCAACGCGAGAGCUAUCGCCACCGGAUGGGGUACGAUCGGGUACGGCGAAUCGACCAGUGCGAUGCUUCUCAAGGUAGUACUGGAUAUGUUCCCCUUCGACGAAUGUGUCGGACACUUUGAUGUCAACAGACGCCUAAAGGAUGGACUUCGACAGGAUAGUCAGAUAUGUGCUGGAUCGCGAAACUCCUCCAAGGAUACGUGUCAGGGUGAUUCUGGCGGACCACUUCAAAUCUACAACGACGCUAACGUUUACUGUACAUACACCAUCAUUGGAGUGACCUCUUUCGGCAAGUACUGUGGCCUGGCCGGUUCUCCUGGAGUCUAUACCAAGGUGUACAACUAUAUUUCAUGGAUCGAAAAUCUUAUUUUCUAACACAUGUAGAUACCGAUAUAAAACAAAACAAAACUUACCUCAACGCUGAUAAACGUCGCUCGUGAAUA
This is a messenger RNA of Topomyia yanbarensis, 1491 nucleotides long. RefSeq names its product venom protease-like. Bases 233 to 1423 code for a protein of 396 amino acids. Gene Ontology annotation, molecular function: serine-type endopeptidase activity. Lineage: Eukaryota; Metazoa; Arthropoda; Insecta; Diptera; Culicidae. The record is from RefSeq and is a predicted model, not a curated record. Gene Ontology annotation, biological process: proteolysis. The transcript has 5 exons.